Molecule: messenger RNA, 1341 nt
Organism: Blepharisma stoltei
Lineage: Eukaryota; Ciliophora; Heterotrichea; Heterotrichida; Blepharismidae
Source: the annotation of a GenBank genome assembly
AUGUCGUACAAUUGUGAACUUUGCAAUUACUUGAAUAUAGCUACUUUAAUAUGCACAUCAGAUAAUGAAAAAUUUUGCGAAAACUGCAUUGAAAUUCAUUUGAGAUCGAGCAAUGCUGAGGAGCACAAGUUUCAGUCUAUUGAGCUAUAUCAAGAAGAAAAAAUCAAAGAAGAGCAGCGAAACUUGGAAAAUUCACAAAAGAUAUCUGAAGCAUUAAGACUAAAGAUUGCUAAGGAAAAUGAGUCCAUUGAUAAAUAUACUGAAGAUAUUUACAAUUUAUUGCAAAGUAAAAGAGAAAUAUUGCAUCGUAUAAUUGAUGACAUAAUCGAAGAUCAGAUUGAUGUCUGCUAUGAUGUGAGAGAUAAAGCUAAGAUGGAAAUGAAUUUAUUGCUAAGGGAACUAUCAUCAGACUAUUCUCAUAAUCCAGAGCUUUCUAGUUUAGUUAAUCGAUUUCAGUCAAUUGAGGAUACCAACAACUUGACUUUCUUAGAAAUCAGAAAUCCAACACAUACCGAGCAUUUAUCUAAAGCCCUAAAGCAAGAGCUUAAUUAUACUUUACAGUAUUAUCCUUAUGGAAAGCCUAUACCUUUAGUACAUUUCAAGCCAGUAUCUCACGAGUUACUUAUUUAUAGCGGAAUUUCCAAUACUUUCAGCAAAAUAGAAAUUCCAUCACAAACAUUCAAAGACUAUCCAGCCUAUUGCACAUUGCCUGAUAACACAAUACUGUACUCUGGAGGGUGAAAAAAUAAUGCAUCUAGCUCUGAAGUAAUUUUAAUAGACCCUAAAUUUAAAGAAGUUGAGCUGAAACCAUCAUUAAAAACACCUAGGCAUCAGCACUCAAUGAUUUUUCAUAACGGUAUUGCUUAUGUUUUUGGCGGGGCAACAGCUACUGGUAUAACAAAUUCAUCAGAAAAAUGGGCUUUUGGAGAAAAUCAGUGGAAAUCUAAUGGAUUUAUGAAUAAACCGAAGGCUCAAAUGGGGAUUUGUGUGUUAAAUGAAAUUAUUUAUAUUUCUGGAGAAAAUGAUAUAGAGAGCUUUAAUACAGAAGCAAAUGAAUAUAGAGUUCUCCCUAUUAUAUUGGAGGGGAAGCUGCUUUCUGUACUUAUACCGAGACAAAACUCAUUCUUGAUGUUUAGAGGAGGAGAAUUAAGGGAAAUAGAAGUUUCUCCUAGACUGAUUGAUUUUGUGGUGUCUCCUAUUAAAAGGACUGAAUGGUGGUGUCCUACUCAACCAAUUUGGCUAGGCAGCCAAAUUUUUAUAUUCACAGAUUACAGCAAAACUAUAUAUUGCUAUGACAUGAGAGAGAAAGCACUUUAUCUUGCUAAUAGCUUUAGACAGUAA